GUGUAAUAUUUAUUAAAUGAAAUACACUGUUAAAAAAUAAAUUAUUUAAGAUCAAUAAUUAAGUAUCCACAUGUUUUUGCAAUUCUUCCAAUGCUAUUCCAAAUAACCUGUUACGUGUGUCAGUGUAGUGAAUUGCGUUGCUUGUAACAUGCAAUAAAACAUAACCUCAAAAUCGCUAAAACAAAUAUAUGAUGCGACCGCAAAAAUUCCGGCUUCCAUGCAGUGCAGAAAGCUUUAUACAGACCGACAAGAAAGUAGUAAUAGUAUCUGUGUUUGGAAAAUCACAACAUCGUGCAAAAGGAUGCAAGACCAACAUGCUCAGUUCAGUAUUGCAGGUGGGCCUCCUGGAUGAACCAGAAGUGAAUAAAGAAUCAUUUUGUGAAAUUGAGGGAUAUUAUGAUUCAAAAGAUAGGACUAUAUACUUGCAUUUAAGAGGACUGUUAGAUACCCAUACUCUUUUAACAGAAUAUGAUAAAUUUGUAGAGAAACAAGACUGUAAAGAUUUCCUUAGUGUGUGGGCACACAUGAGAGACAAAUAUGCAAAAGCAUUACUUGUAUUGUUUCAUAUAUCACAUGUUAUUAUUCUCACUCAUCCAACUCACACAUUUGACUACAGUUAUAUACAUUUAUUCAGGGCCAUGGAUAUUGUGAGACAGAAAGUUUCUCCACAACUUUCCGAUGUUUUAAGCUGCAUAUACAGCUUACCUAAAGAUUGGAUUUCAAAUGUUAGACCCUGUUCUCCGAGAGUUUUAUUUUACUUUGAAACUUGUCCUACUGUGUUCCAAGAUGCUACCAGUGGAGCUAAUAUUAAGAAAUUAGAGCAUUCUUUGGAAGAUCAAAUAUAUCAAGUAUUAAGGAAAAACCGUAUAGUAACUAAUAUUAGUUCAAAUUCGCUGUUUGCAAUUCCUGCAAAUCAAGAAUUUGUUUAUGUACAUACUGGUACAAUAGAAUCUAGAGAUAUUCUAGGAUACAUGGCGAAGAAACUCAUACAGAGCUGCAAAGUUAGCUCUGGAGGAAGCACUUCGAGAAGUUUGGCCAGUCAGGAUUCCAACAUUCAAAUAGAUGAUACAGAAACUGAAACUCGUUCCUUCAGAUCAUUUCUACAACAACACAUAAACUUAGCUUUUGCAAGAGGUUUUGAUGAUAAUGUUGGAAGACACUCUGUACCUGCAUAUUUUGAAAUACCCAAUGUCACAAUAUUCUGUGAAGUAGCAAACAAGGUAUAUGAUUAUUUUAUAUAUGGGACAGACAAAGAACUACUAACUUUACAUAGCUUGUUAGAUACUGAUGUAAAGUUCAGCAAGAGCAGGUGCAGCAAAGUACUGCCCCGAGCUCUUCAGACUUACCAAGAGAAUCUUCCACAACAUUACACAAGAGCGUAUCACGAGACAAAAUUGGCUCAUGCAAUGGCAGUUUUUGAGAUGCAUGCACGAGGUCCGUUGUUCGAAGAGUUCAGUGAAAAACUACAAGUCGAGUGCGAGAAACAUUGGAGAUCUGGCAGGCAAAUGUGCGAGGUACUAUCUCUGACAGGGAAUCCCUGUACGAAUCCGAUACAUAGAGGUGGAAGUGAAGGCGCUGGUGGCGGGGAACAGACGGAACAAAGGGACAGCGACAACGAUUUGCCAAUCAGAGAGCAUUGCAGCGGAGUUCGAUAUAUCUGUGCCUGCAAUUGCGGUCGUUGUCAAGGUUCGAGGGAGGACCCUUUCAGUCUGAGGCAGGCCAACUACGACUACUUUCAAAUGCUGGCUAAACAGUGUGCUUGCGCUCAGUUGGAAAGUAUACAAUUUCCUAUUUUUCAACCAAGCACGCACAAUUAUAGGCCUGCACAGUUGUUUUCUACCAAGCGAAAGGAUUCUUUUAGUCAUAUAGAGUCUCCAACAUCUCAGGGAAAUACUCAAGCUUGUAGUUUAGGAGUCAAUACUUUACAUGACGAUAUUCGGACACCAUAUGGAAGCGGAGGUCAAUCACCUCCAACAAGUGAAACUAACGAAGAUGUACCUAAACUCAGUAGCAAAACUAGUCUAACACCUAGUGAUGCCCAUAAAGUUGUCAUAGAAGUAUCGGAUAGUGAUGCAGAAAAUGCGAGAGAAAAGUCUCUAGUCAAACAACCAUCAACAACAGAAUAUCUACCAGGAAUGUUACAUACAGAAUCACCAGCUGGUUUAUUGCCACAAUUCUCUAGUUGGUCUCUAGUUUGUCUCGGACCAAGUAGCCUGUAUUCUCAUAAUUUGGGUUUACAGCAUCAGGCUGGCGUUUUACCCACUUCUGCUUUCCUCUUACCUUGGGAUGUGACUGUGAGACUAGAGCAUCAAAAAGAAAGGGGCUCUUUAUGGUCGACCAUAGGUGAUCAUGGAACUCAUGGCUAUUGUCCCAGAGGGAAAAACUUUCAAAAUAUGAAUACUAUUCGUGGCCGGAAAUCAAAAGGUGGAAAAGAGUUCGUGGUGAAGAUAUUUGUGGGAGUGGAGUACGAAUGUCCACGAGGGCAUAGAUUUAUGGCGUCUGCGCCUGAUAAAGUUUUAAAAGCUACCGGAAAUGGUAUUGUAAAAGAUAGUGGAAAUAAAGUUACAUCCAGCACUGCUGACAUGCCGCUGUAUUUUCCCUGUCCCUGCAGACAAACGAAACCCCUGAUAGCCCAAUUAAUGAGAAUUCAUGUAGUGACACCAAAAGCUCCUGUUCACGUUACGUUAAAUCCUAGAGUACAACCCGGACCUCCACCUUGCCCAAUUUUUGUCACUGGUUGUGAUGAACCGAUAAAAUUGUCGCAAAGUGCCUACUGGGUCUUGAGAUUACCAUAUGUGUAUAUGGACGAGAAAGGACCAUAUUUGGCGCCAAAAGAACUGGUGCCUACUUCACAUGGCAGGCUACUGGCGGGAAUGUACGGAAUUAGCGAAGUACUUCCGGAAAAGAAAUAACGCAGUAUUCGAUUUUUUAAAUUAAGAAAUGAUUUGUACGAAACUUGUAAAUUACUUUUUGUAAAUAUACAAAAAUAA
Molecule: messenger RNA, 2990 nt
Organism: Frieseomelitta varia
Lineage: Eukaryota; Metazoa; Arthropoda; Insecta; Hymenoptera; Apidae
Product: protein SMG8
Exons: 15
Coding region: 189-2912 (907 amino acids)
Biological process (GO): nuclear-transcribed mRNA catabolic process, nonsense-mediated decay
Source: RefSeq, a predicted model, not a curated record